AUGUCAAUUAUGCCUUCAGGUUUAAACCUUGCAAACAAUAGUCUCCAAGGUAAUCUUCCAAUACCUCCUGAUAUCAUCGAAGUUUUUGAUCUAUCUCACAAUCAAUUUAGUGGUUCUAUCCCAACCCAAAUGGGAGAAAGACUUCUAAAUUCAAAGUAUGUUUCCUUCUCAGCAAACCAACUCACAGGAGCGAUACCACCUAUGUUUUGCGAUGGAAACAAUGUUCUGAUGAACUUGGAUUUAUCACAAAACAAUUUUACUGGAACCAUUCCUUCUACUUUCGGAAAUUGCACUGCCCUGGUUGCUUUAAACCUUGGAGAAAACAACUUAACUGGGAAUGUUCCUUUAGAACUUGAAAAUGCCAAAAACCUCAAGGCCAUUCGCCUAAACAACAAUUGCCUGACAGGGGUCUUCCCAAAACCCAUCCAAAACCUUAAAGACUUAGAGUUUCUAAACUUGGGUUACAAUUUCUUUGAGGGAAGCAUCCCGUUGUUCAUUGGUCAUCUCUCAGGCCUGCGUGUUCUCGUGCUAAGAUCAAAUAGCUUUAAUGGAAGUAUUCCAACUGAGAUAACCCAAAUGCACCAACUCCAAUUUAUGGACCUCUCAAACAAUAACCUUGAAGGAACCAUUCCCUCUAAUCUCAGCAGUUUUGAGGCCUUAACCAAACAAACACCUGCAGUUAUCCUUGGAUACAUGAUCGAGCUCGAAGCUUUGAGCAUGAACCUGGAGCUUGUUAACAAGGGAAUGCAGCUUCAAUUGACAAAAGUAUAUUCAUACUAUACAGGAAUUGACCUAUCAAAUAACCACCUUGAUGGUGCAAUUCCUGAACAAAUUGGGCUGCUCCAAGAAUUAUUCAUGUUGAACCUUUCAAGAAACAAUUUGGUUGGACAAAUUCCACGAAGCAUUGGAAACUUGACCACUCUUGGUUCCUUGGACAUUAGCCACAACAAAUUAUCAGGAAACAUCCCUAUAAGCCUCACUACAUUGGAUUCUUUAGGGUGGGUAAGUGUUUCUUUUAACAAUCUUAGUGGGCAAGUGCCAUCUUCUCCACAUUUUGAGACACUCACAUUGGAUUCUUCAGUGUUUGAGGGGAAUCCACUCUUGUGUGGGGGAUCAACAGGGAAGAGUUGCAACACUUAUCAUGAGGAGGGGGUGAGGGGGCAGGAGACAGAAGGGAGGAGGACCACAUGGUUAUGGUAUGGUUGGCUGGUUUUGAGUUUUGCCAUUGGUUUUUGGGGAGUCUUUGUAGUUUUGGCAAUAAAAGAAACAUGGUGGGUUAAGUACUGGAACACAAUGGAGGACAUGGCAGUGGGGAUCAUGAAUUUCUUUAGUGGUUACAAGAGAGAGGUGAAAAUGCAAAGGCGCCACGAUCCCCUCCUCUGA
Molecule: messenger RNA, 1383 nt
Organism: Amborella trichopoda
Lineage: Eukaryota; Viridiplantae; Streptophyta; Magnoliopsida; Amborellales; Amborellaceae
Source: RefSeq, a predicted model, not a curated record